UCAUGUGAUUGGCUGCAGGCACCGUGGGGAGUGUGUCCUUGAUCACCACUUGUACUCAAUUACCAAUCACAACUUUAUUAUGCGCGCCUGGCGCCGUGUGUCUGCAGUCAUUUACAUCGUUAUUCCAAAGACCAAAACUCGAUCGUCUCAUUAGGGUGAGUCUGGCAGACCAAGCGAAAAAACGAGAAGGUGCUAGAAUGAACCUUAUGGUUUGGAGUCUCUUUCAGCACCAGCCGCGCUUCAUGGAGUCCGACAGCAACAGUUUCCAGCCCUGGAGAGACUACAUGGGACUGUCGAACACAAUCAGAGAGAUCCUGGCACGGAACACCGCCACUGAGUCCUCACUGCCAGCCCUCUCGCACUCGGAAUCUGAUGAUCUGUGCAAGACUUCGGUAUCUGUGCGCAAUAAUGCAGUUAUCCAAAGUGGCAGUGGGGAAAACUGUGCGCCAGGUGAAUUUGCAGCGCCAGGUUCCGUUACUCAACAGCACCUGGCUCAUGGUUUGUGGCAAGCACCAGACUCCGUUCGUGAUGAUACGCCCGAUGCGGUGGAUUUUAAACCAGUGUCAAAACCUCCGGGAUCCCGGGGGCCAAAAGAUCGCAAGAAGACGUCUAAGACGACUCGUUUCAAAACACCUGAGCCGCCAGCGACACCUCCAUCCCCUGAGCGCGUGUUCUGCAGCUUCUGCAGGCACAACGGGGAGUCGGAGCUGGUUUACGGAUCUCACUGGCUGAAGAACCAGGCAGGAGAGGUUUUGUGUCCAUAUCUGCGGCAGUAUGUGUGUCCCCUCUGCGGAGCCACGGGGGCCAAAGCUCACACCAAGCGCUUCUGUCCGAGGGUGGACAGCGCGUACAGCUCCGUGUACGCCAAGUCCAGACGCUGAGCCAGCAGGUGGCAGGUAGCUUUAAGACACUGCACAGAGGGCGGAAUCCUAUUUAUGUGUGAUUUUUUUGUUUAAUAGCAUUAGUGUGGUUUUGCUUUUGAGUGUUUUGGUUUGGAUUUCAUUUGCAUGCUUUGGUGUGUUUUGCUUGAAGCCGUCUGAUUGGAGUUGUUUUGCAGCUGGUCUUUUGUCGGCCUAGCCUACUUUGACAGCGUCUGUUUUGGAGUUGGUGGAUUUCGUGAGGUAAUUUUAUCUAGCAGGACGACUGCCAGAUAUUAUGUUUGGGAGAAGAAGAAAAAACAUGUUUCAAAGGAAAAUGUAUGUUUGUUUUACAUAUUUUUAAAACGUGGCCGACUGAUGUCCAACUUCAUAUUUCCUGCCCAUGCAUUGAAGGAUUGUAACACUAUCAAAACUUUAUAAGACCUACAGUUAUCAGUAAUAACUUAACCACAGCAUGUAAACAUCAUGUGACCAUGUCAAAAUUUUAAAUUUUUUAAAAUAUGAGUGACUUGUUCUUGUUCUGAGAUGUUCCUGAGGCAUGUUAUUUUAUUUUGAAUAUUGUAUGUGUGGUUCUUCUAAAAAUGCCGUUUCAGCUCUUCUCACUUUGUGAAAAAACUUUGUUAAAAUUUCUGUGAAUAUUCUUGUAUGCCAGAAGUUAUACAUGUCUAAAGUGACUAAAUCUGCGUUUGUA
This is a messenger RNA of Seriola aureovittata, 1569 nucleotides long. It is a transcript of the gene nanos3, whose product is annotated as nanos homolog 3. The record is from RefSeq and is a predicted model, not a curated record. Gene Ontology annotation, biological process: oogenesis; negative regulation of translation. Bases 198 to 881 code for a protein of 227 amino acids. Gene Ontology annotation, cellular component: perinuclear region of cytoplasm. NCBI's taxonomy places the organism in Eukaryota, Metazoa, Chordata, Actinopteri, Carangiformes, Carangidae. The transcript has a single exon. Gene Ontology annotation, molecular function: mRNA binding; zinc ion binding.